AUGGUCAAGCCUGUUAGACAAAGGCCGUCACGCAAGCCACUUACCACUACACAGGCCUGGACAAAAGUAGAGACCACCGCCUACCGUCUUGGCGCUGCCGAGUAUCUUGGAAACAAAGACUCCAACCUCACCGAAAAUAUCGACUCUUUCUUCUCCGGAAAGAAAUAUGCGGCCCUCAAGGCUUACGCUUGUGCGCCGUCGCGCUUGGCCAUGACCAUAUCAGAGACAUGA
Molecule: messenger RNA, 231 nt
Organism: Penicillium brevicompactum
Lineage: Eukaryota; Fungi; Ascomycota; Eurotiomycetes; Eurotiales; Aspergillaceae
Exons: 2
Coding region: 1-231 (76 amino acids)
Source: RefSeq, a predicted model, not a curated record